AUUUUUGUUAUGUCAAUAAAGCUUUUGGAACGCGUGGUGCUUGAUAGUUGUAGAAGGAGCGGACGUGGACACAAAUACCCACGCAAAAGUCGACAUUUUUCACCUUCUUUUCCCCAUUUUGAGCCUUAAUAUAUAAACACAAAGAGAAAAAUGGCCGAAAGCGACUGGGACACCGUGACUGUUUUGAGGAAGAAGGGGCCGACGGCUGCUCAGGCCAAGUCUAAGCAGGCGAUCACCUCAGCCCAGCGACGUGGCGAGGACGUGGAGACCACUAAGAAAUGGGCUGCGGGGCAGAACAAGCAGCACCUGGUCAGCAAGAACACGGCCAAACUGGACCGCGAGACGGAGGAGCUGCACCACGACAGGGUUUCCUUGGAGGUGGGCAAAGUCAUCCAGAAGGGACGCCAGGAGAAAGGACUCACGCAGAAGGACCUUGCCACGAAAAUUAACGAGAAGCCGCAAGUGAUUGCCGACUACGAGAGCGGGAAAGCCAUCCCCAGCAACCAAGUCAUGGGCAAGAUCGAGAGAGCAAUCGGCUUGAAGUUGCGCGGUAAGGACAUUGGACAUCCCCUGGAGUCCAAAUCCAAGACGAAAUGAAAACAAAGCCUCGAAAUCGGCCCACCCCGGUCCCCACCGGGACCCUUUGUCCCCUUCUCCCUCUCCCGGGCCGAUGAGUCCGGCGGUCCCACCCGAGGACGCGACCGGACACGCUGCAUCGCAGGCUGCACACGGACAAAACCAGACGUCACAAUUACGCAGGAGCUUUCACGUUUGGCUUCUUUUGCUUCCACUCACUCUUGCAUGACUAUGAUGAUGAGGGCAAUACUAAUCUGACGAAAAUCUGCCGCUAUCUUUGGGCAAAUGCUGCUUUCCCAUUGCAUUUUUUUCCCACUCGCUUCAGGUUUUCUUGGAUGUCUAAGACUUGUGAAGCCUCUCUGAUGUUCUGGUUUGUUUUCAUUAACAAUAAACAUGGAUGAUUCACU
Corythoichthys intestinalis (scribbled pipefish) is the source of this 983-nucleotide messenger RNA. RefSeq names its product endothelial differentiation-related factor 1 (gene edf1). The record is from RefSeq and is a predicted model, not a curated record. The transcript has 5 exons. Gene Ontology annotation, molecular function: DNA binding. NCBI's taxonomy places the organism in Eukaryota, Metazoa, Chordata, Actinopteri, Syngnathiformes, Syngnathidae. Gene Ontology annotation, cellular component: nucleus. The coding region runs from base 151 to 597 and encodes 148 amino acids.